AAUCCUCUGAUCCUCGCUUCUAUACACCAUAGGCUAGCGCUACACACGUGGGUACCCGUAAUUGAUAGUGGUCGUUUGUUUACAUGCACACACGUGCGUACGUACGCAUCGGGUCAUCGAUCAACAACAAACUUUUGUACACAGUGUACGUGUACGUGCCAGAGCGAUAUCAAAACUUUCGAAACUAAAUAUACUAGAAGGCCUAGGCCCAAGAUCUUUUCUACGGGUUACCAUUUGUACUCUGAUUUCAAAUUCUCAUGCAAAUGGAAUAGACCUUACUCUUUUAGUAAUGUCGAAACGGAAGAGAACAUAUGAUGGUGACGAAGCAAGGCAGCUUUUCCAAGCUCUUUAUUUUAGUGAGGUCGACUCUGAUCAUGUCGAAUCCGAACAUCUUCAAGAAGUUCAACCUAAGGCAAAGGGUCUUUGCUUGCGGCUUAGCUCCAGUACUAGUUCCAGCGGUUCUGACUCUGACUCUGAAACCGGGCUGCACCCCCGGCUGCACAUUGGCAAGGGUUUGUCUCCGAAUUCAAGUGAUGGCCAUGAGUCGCAAUAUGACAGGAUUGAUGCUCAGAAUAAGGUGAAACAUUUCAGUGAAACCAGCAAUACACCAAAGGAGAACUCACAUCCCCAAAGAGAUGAGCACAAGUAUGAAGCCAAACUGGAAGCAGAUGGACACCAAUUGGAAGAUUGUUCAUUCACAGAAGUAGAUUUGUCUUUUAGUGAGUCAGAGUGCUACAUUUCUGAAGUCUAUGAGACCUCCGAAGCAUCAGACAUAGAUGGAACCCCUGAUGACAGAGAAGAUGUGGGAGUUACUGUUUCAGAGGUUGAUUUGAAUGGUGAAGGUAGUGAUUCUGAAACAGAUGCACUGAGAGAAGAAGACGACGAAACACAUAUAGGAAUUGUAUCAGAGGUUGAUGUACAGAAUACUGCAGAUAGUGACAUUGAGAUGGAUACAGUUAGUGAAGAAUGUGACAUUGGAGUAGGGUGCAUGGAUGAUGAUAAAGCUCUCCGAGGUAGAAAACGCACCCGUGUACAUUUUGUUGAUGGCAGUUCUGAUUCAUCUUGUGCAAGUAUUCCUUCAUUGAGUGUUAAGAAAAGAAAAAAAAACAAGUCCAGUCGAGAGUUAGCAUCAAUAUUAAGAAUGAAAUGCUGCAAAAACUAUUGUCUACACAAAGUUUCCAGAAGAGAAGCAGCCACCUGUAGGAAUAAAUUCCAAGAGAAGGCCAAAUGGGAGCAGAGGAAAUGGAUUUUGGAAUACCUCUUGGAACAUCAUGAAGCAUCUGGGAACCUGAUCUUAAUCAGAUUCAGUAUUGGAGUGACAGAAAUUUGUCGGCGUGGAUGGCGAUUAGCCUUAGGAAUCUCCAGGACAAGGCUUUGGCAGAUAAAUACCCAUUUCCAAGGUAAUUAGUUUUGAUAUACCAGUAAUUGAUUUCAUAAAAUGAAUACUUAAUGGUAAGUCAAAUUUCACCAAAUGCAACAAUUUUUCCAUUUGUAAAACCUAAUACUUGUCUGAAGCAGAUUGUAUGUAGGAAAAACCUUGAUCACAUCAAGUGAUGCAAUCAUCUAAGAAGAGAAUUACCAAAGCAUGUGACUAACAAGUAGGUAUUUGUAACAUCUGUCUAAGCCCUUCAUUGUUGAAGUCAAGU
This is a messenger RNA of Lytechinus variegatus (green sea urchin), 1646 nucleotides long. RefSeq lists its product as uncharacterized. Bases 290 to 1408 code for a protein of 372 amino acids. The transcript is spliced from 8 exons. NCBI's taxonomy places the organism in Eukaryota, Metazoa, Echinodermata, Echinoidea, Temnopleuroida, Toxopneustidae. The record is from RefSeq and is a predicted model, not a curated record.